Messenger RNA from Cylicocyclus nassatus, 2467 nucleotides. The record is from the annotation of a GenBank genome assembly. NCBI's taxonomy places the organism in Eukaryota, Metazoa, Nematoda, Chromadorea, Rhabditida, Strongylidae.
AGGUAUUAGAGAUGUCUUCGUUGACUGUGAAACCAUGGUCAAAUUUGGAACAUCUGACAUUGUUCCAGUUCUACAAAGCAGAUUCGAAAGAAAAUUGGCAUGUUCGAGCAGCAGAAGAAAUGGACGCUACACGACGGCAAAGAGUAGAAGGUCGCCCCAAAGGAUUUUUUACGCCUGAAAUGUGUAAAGCUGAGUUUGAACGUAUAAUGUCUGAACCUUGCCCAUCUGAUGUACCGACAGGGGCAGAAUAUAGUCGGAUGGCGGUAGUUGAAGCAUGGCUAGCGCAUUUUUGGGAAGAGGACAAGAAAGAUGCCGAGCAAUACGAGGAAUUGCAAAAUGUCAAAAUACGCUACUGGAUGGAACGAAUAGCCAAUUUACAAGCGAUGCGCGAUACGCUCACUGAUGAGCAAUACGAGAAAAUGCACGAUGAUGUUGUCAGAGAGGAUGAGGCGAUUGAAUACGACGAAGAUGAGAAGGAAUUUCGAGAACUGUAUGCUACCAUAUGUAUAGAUUACUUGAAGAAGGCUGAUCAAAAUAGGGGCGAUGUGUCAACUUCGCGCAUGACCGGGCGGCUGCCUCCGACAAGACCUCCAGAUCAGUCACCGCUGGGUCCGAAGACAGCGUUUAGAUCGCCUUCGCCUGGGAGCUCACCGCUCAAAUCACCUGGACAGUCUACUGUGGAUUCUGAAGAGCACCAGACUACAGCGAAAGCUGAGGAAGAUCAGCCUGAACCUAUGGAAGUCGAUGAGAUGAAGGCUGGUGAUGAAGGCCUUGAUCCCAAGGAUAAGGAUUAUCAUUCAAGACGACGUGGAAGGCCACCAAAGAAGAAUUCCGGCCAGUUUGUCAGAGAUUCGUCCACACCAAUACGGGAUGCAUCCCCUGCUACCUCUAUUGACGAGCCGAAAACGGCACCAACUCGUACUGAGACCCGUCGUAGCAGUGCUCGUAACGAACCUGAGAAGGCACAAAGCGCAACUGAAAAAGAGUCGUCUAUCCAUGUUGUGGAUAGCCCGGCAGGGCGUGUAAGAGGUGCUCGGCGUCCUGUAGCCGUUGAAUCUCCCUUGGUGACUAAGUCGAGUGCGCGUAGUAGUGCUGGAGCUGAUGUGAAGAGAGAGGAUGUCAGGGAGGAUGCGAAAAGAAGCCAAAGCCGAGAAAGUAGCGUGGCCCUUCCGUCCACAGAGGUCGUAGUAGAUGAAUUUGGCGGCUUUGGAGUGCAGACUGCGCUCUCUAUUCGAAUGCCACUAUGGUCCGAGAGCGACGCUUCAACGUCUCGCAAGUCUUCGCGAUCUGAUCGCAGAAGCGCAGCGAUAUCUACACCCUCAACAUCUACAACGCAGUCCUCUUCGUCGUCAUCUCGUUGUGACACCGAGGUGCAGACCGAAGCUGUAAGAAUCGAGUUGGAAGAUAAUGUUGUUGUUGGGUAUCCCUUGAGUGAUAUGCUCUUUGCACCUCCAUUAAAUUCGCAAGUACAUGUCACAGUAAAAGAGGAGAAGGAAGUGUUAAGAUCGGCUCACUGUACAAAUGAUCAGACCUCACGUAUCGUAUCGUGGGAUGAUGUACUAGAUGGAUCGUUCAAAAAAAAAUAUCCUUCAAAGAGGAUGGAGUCAGCGACAUCACUGGAAGAGCAAGUGCAUGUAUGGAAUGUCGUUGCAUGUGGCUUUAGUGAUCCGCAAGCUGUCCGAGACUUCGUACUGAAUCAUAGCCCAGGCGAGAUAGGAAGUUUGUCGUUGAUAGGGUCUCCACCAAAGCGAUUACGUAAAGAAGAGAAAACCUCUGGCUCGGCUCCAACUCCUAAGGGGCGGAUGCUUUCUAUGUGGAAUACACUUCAUGAGCACAGGCACUCAGCGAUCUUCCUACAUCCCGUGACAGACAGAGAUGCACCUGGUUAUAGUCGUGCUGUAUUCUGUCCUGUGGAUCUGACGACCCUGAAGCGGGAAACUGACUCGGGACUAAUUUCAGCUGUAGAUGCUUUUACGCUGAGAAUGUUGCUAAUGUUUGCAAAUGCCGCUAUGUUCAAUAGUACUGGCCAUGAUGUGAACUUCUAUGCGAAAGAAAUGUUCCAUGCGACUAUCGACGAAUGCAUGUACAUAAUGGAUCCACGGCUAGAUAGUUCGCGAGUACAUCUCCGGAGAAGUCGACCGGACGACCCAAGACGACGAUCAACUGUAACACCAUCUUCUAACUCAUCGUCUAGGACCCCACAAAGGAAGAAACAACAAUCUGUCUCAUAAGAACAUGCGGUUAUUCACAAAACAUAGAUUUGAUUUCUUCCUUUCUACUAUCCACUUCAUUAUCCCGGAACGGACCUCGUCGAAGCUUCUCGAUUCUUUGCUAUACCUUUUCUAGAAAGUCGAUCAGUAAUGCACUCUCUAGUUGAUAGUUGUCAUUGUUUGAACUGAAUUUUUGAUCAAAUAUAUUUCCUGAAAAAUUAUCACUUCUAGAAAUUUUGUUAAUUUGAUAAAAACUC